UUUUUAAACAUGGCAAAAUAUUUAUUCUUUACUAUAAUAUUAAUUGUUACUGCUUCAAUAAAUAAUGCUAUUAUUUUCAAAACUAAUUGCAGUGAAGCACCUCCAGAAAUACAAUCAGCUUGUAGAGGUAUGCAAAAUUCAAUGCUUAUGUCGAUGGAUAAAAUGGCAGCUGAUCAGCCACCUGUGCCUGUUACACAGGAACCUGUAA
Molecule: messenger RNA, 208 nt
Organism: Meloidogyne enterolobii
Lineage: Eukaryota; Metazoa; Nematoda; Chromadorea; Rhabditida; Meloidogynidae
Source: the annotation of a GenBank genome assembly